GAGGCCUGGGUCUCUAGCCCGACACCCACCAGGGACUGAGGCCCCGGCCGCACUAGCCCCGCGCCCCUGCCCCGCACCUGCGUCUGGCAACCACCCCUGGAAAUCAAACCCAAGACAACCCACGUUCCAAAGAUUUACACAAGAACAGGAGACAAAGGGUUUUCCAGCACAUACACUGGGGAGAGGCGAUCUAAAGAUGAUCAGGUCUUUGAAGCUUUGGGAACAACAGAUGAAUUGAGUUCUGCUAUUGGGGUUGCUAGUGAAUUAAGCCAGGAAAGUGGCCACACAUUUGUCGAACAACUUCACAAAGUCCAGUGUAUGCUGCAGGACGUUGGCUCCAACAUUGCAACUCCUCUCUCCUCAGCCAGGGAGGCUCACUUAAAACGGACAUCAUUUAGUGAAAAGCCAGUGCUGGAGCUGGAGCAGUGGAUUGAUAAAUAUUCAGACCAACUUCCACCUCUCACUGCUUUCAUUUUGCCUUCUGGAGGUAAAAGUAGUGCUGCUCUUCAUUUCUCCAGAGCCGUCUGCCGCAGAGCAGAGAGGUGUGUUGUUCCUUUAGUACAAGGAGGAGAGGCAGAUGCAAACGUGGCCAAAUACUUGAACAGGCUUAGUGAUUUUCUCUUCAUUUUGGCACGUUAUGCUGCAAUGAAGGAAGGGAAGGAAGAGAAAAUAUAUGCAAAAAGUGAACCAUAAAUUGGAGAUGGGACUAUACUUUCUAGAUCAUGAAAAGCUAAAUCCAGCCAAGUUUUCUUCUGCAGGCAAGGCGGAGAGGAGAGAAUGAGCAUGAAUUCAAAAUGUGAAAUGCCACCAAUUCCCCACAAUAAAAUCAUUCAGGAACUUGUUUAUAACACUGUAGAAAACAUGCAGCCCUUCUGUAAAACUCACCACCUUUGCGCUAGCGUCCAGAUCAAAGUGUCAGAUUCUGAAUUGUUUUCAAAACUGCUUCACAUUGUGUUUGACUCAGGCUGGGGUGUGAGCUAGGAGGCUUCAAAAGCUUCAGAAAAACAAUACCAUCUUUACAAACACAGUUUAAUGCUCAGAGCGGUGGCAGCUGUGAUUGAAAGCUCUCUGAUGAAAGGAAGAGAGAAAAAGCAUUUAGCUGCUUGUAAAGGUUUAGAGUACUUAACACAAACAGGAAGUGUGCACAGAUUAAGGAGCCCAAUCCAGAAGCUCUGAAAAAUAAAUGUGAUUUACUUACACCAAA
Trachemys scripta elegans is the source of this 1204-nucleotide messenger RNA. It is a transcript of the gene MMAB, whose product is annotated as metabolism of cobalamin associated B. The record is from RefSeq and is a predicted model, not a curated record. Gene Ontology annotation, molecular function: corrinoid adenosyltransferase activity. NCBI's taxonomy places the organism in Eukaryota, Metazoa, Chordata, Testudines, Emydidae.